CAGCUUCGCAAGAAUUCAACUCUCCACAAUAUAGCUCAAGGCUUCGGUAAACACGAAUCCGCUUCCCAGCCAUGCCCAUCUCCUUUCCGCAAUCCGGCGCCGGCCCAUCAUCUAGACCCUCCAACGAAUCGUACCCCUCGUUCCCCUCGAGCCUGCCCAGUUCCGGCUCGGAAUCAGGAUCGGACAGCUCCAGCGACUACAGCAGCGACGAAGAAGACGAGAGGGAGCGUGCGUUGAUUAGGGAGGAAUGGGAGGAAUCACUUCGCCAAAUGCAGAUGCUGUUCUCCAUCGUGCUGGUUCCGUUCUUUGGAAAAUGGAUGGGUCGAAGGUGGAGUUACUGGGCCUACGAGAGGUACCAUCAAGUGGGGUUGGGGAAGAAGUUCUUGGGACUGGCAUAAAAGACGCUGCACUUUUGGUAGCAAGGCCUUAUGGCAACACGGCACGGCACGAUAUUAGGCAUCCCGAUCACGACAACAGCCAAUGAAUGGUCCUAGCGGAUUCCUUUCCUUCUCCGAAUGCAAUUUGUAUUUGAUCAUCUACGUGUACGCCUUACAUUAUCGGAUCUAGGACGGACGAUCU
Messenger RNA from Filobasidium floriforme, 579 nucleotides. RefSeq lists its product as uncharacterized. Gene Ontology annotation, cellular component: mitochondrial outer membrane. Gene Ontology annotation, biological process: mitochondrial outer membrane translocase complex assembly; protein insertion into mitochondrial outer membrane. NCBI's taxonomy places the organism in Eukaryota, Fungi, Basidiomycota, Tremellomycetes, Filobasidiales, Filobasidiaceae. Bases 72 to 398 code for a protein of 108 amino acids. The record is from RefSeq and is a predicted model, not a curated record. The transcript has 2 exons.